GGGGUUUGGGUCUAUGCUUCUACGGUUCCCAGUACGACAUGCUUGCAUGGUAGCAUAGGUGCAAACCCAUCCUACCACAUCCUUCUGAUGGGUAGGGAGGCGUGGCUUUUGGGGGUAGCGCAAGUCGCUAUGAUCCCCUCAAAGCAAGUUUGGUGGACUAACCUUCUCGAGGUUGCCGACCCUGUUCUUGGUCUAAUACCCUAUGUAUUAGACGUAACUAAAACCGCCAAGCGAACUAUUGCAGGGAUGGAGAGGUCAUGUCCUUGCGAGUUCAUCGUCCAAAAAGGGAGGACGGUGGACAGUAAAUGACCUCCCGCGUGUUUGUGCCGUGCGCGGGGACCCGUACGGGAGGAUGAAGGAAUCCUGGGGGUUGAGUGGAGUAGUGCGCCGGAACAGUUGUGCGCUGCACACAACACACCUCUUUGGUCUGGAUUUCUCCUCACACGGGAGGCCGGGGUUUAGCUAACCACGGUCAACCGGCUGUGGCAUCCCAUAAGCGGGCUGCCGAGCGAGAGUCGGGAUGUGGGGGGGGGGCCGUCGGCGCGGUACGGGACUCGGGGUGAGUUGCGUCAUAGUCUCGUGGCGUGAACAGCUCCGUACUUCCUUGCUGCGUGCGGAUGCGUCUGCCUCCCUACGUGCUGGCUCUAUACCGGAGGAGUAGCUCUGACGUCGCUUGCUGAGCAAGGGACGUCCCCGACGUGAGGGCUCCGUGGCGGGUGGAGAGCUCCAAUGGUGAAUCCAAACCAUAUCACCUCAUGGAUAAAGAGGCAAAAAAACUUAAACAAACAAUCACAAACACCAACAAACCCAGGGUUGCGUCUUUGGACGUGUCGCGGUGCAAGUCACCAGUGGCGCGAUACUCUGAUGCCCCUGUCACACACACCGAUGCACCCUCACGGGCAGCGUCCGGGACCCCAAAGGAGAGGGCAGCGGCUGGGGUUGCACCAAUCCGGGCUGCACUCCGGCCCGUACCCAAUCCGAUGGAAUCCCGUAUACCACCGCACAAGGAUGUGACCACUGCUGCGGCCAGGUUGACUGCGUCGGUCGAGCCAAAGAUAGCAACUCCGGACGAUGAUACAGCACUGUCUGCGUCUGAAGGGGGUGCUUCCGCGGCAAGAACGAUGCGGCAGACCGAGGCUGCGACGGAGGGCACGUCCAGUGCACUAACCACGACCAUGGAUAUGUCGGCCCUGAAGACCGCAAUUCAGGAGCCGACUUUCAAAAUGGUCGUUAGCAACUCUAAAAGGCGACGGCACAGGAGAGCCAUAAGGGCGCCGGAACAGCAGAAGCUGGUCACCGGCGCUCCGAGGCCACCUGUGAAACCUGGAACUGCCCCCGCUGUAACCACAGUUGAGAGAGGCGGGAAAAGGACACCGAAGCCUAAAAGAUCCACUGCUGCGCCCGUGCCUAGCUGCUCUGGGUGCGGCAAGGGACUUAAGAGUUCCAAAACAAACCAAGCCACGAAGGGCCAGAAGCGCGACCGGCCUGAGGAAACCGUAACACCGACUGGGGAAAGUAAAAGGGUCAAACCCAACAAAUCCCAGACAGUGGCAGGGACCUCGGCCAGUUACGCGGAAGCGGCAGCAUCAUACAAAGCUAACGAGCUUUGUGUUGCCGUGAUGACUGAGCCUUUCGUGGAUAUGACACAGGAACAGGCGGAUAACAUCCGCCUACAAAUCGAGGGUAAAAUUCAAGAUGAGCUCCUGGCGGAUCUUGAUGCUACCCUAACUACCGAGCCCAACAACAUCAGGUUCCGGGGUAAGGCCCAUUUCUCGGAUGGUGUCCUCAAAACUUGGUGCGAGGACACUUAUACUCUGGGUUGGCUGACCGGAACUUGUGAUAUCAUCACAAAUCCAGUACCUGACACCAGACUACAGUGGCAAUACGGAGACACUGAGGAAACUGAUCACGAGGCAAAACCGCCACCUCAACAUCAGAUCCUGGACCCUGACACACGAACGAAGAACUCAGGACCCGACAGGCGUGUCCCUCUUCUUUCGUGUGCCAGAGUUUGA
Pieris napi is the source of this 2015-nucleotide messenger RNA. RefSeq lists its product as uncharacterized. The record is from RefSeq and is a predicted model, not a curated record. The transcript has 2 exons. Lineage: Eukaryota; Metazoa; Arthropoda; Insecta; Lepidoptera; Pieridae. Bases 756 to 2015 code for a protein of 419 amino acids.